Lepus europaeus (European hare) is the source of this 1428-nucleotide messenger RNA. Its product is annotated as ribosome production factor 2 homolog. Gene Ontology annotation, molecular function: rRNA binding. Gene Ontology annotation, cellular component: nucleolus. Bases 49 to 969 code for a protein of 306 amino acids. The transcript has a single exon. The record is from RefSeq and is a predicted model, not a curated record. Gene Ontology annotation, biological process: ribosomal large subunit assembly; maturation of LSU-rRNA from tricistronic rRNA transcript (SSU-rRNA, 5.8S rRNA, LSU-rRNA). Lineage: Eukaryota; Metazoa; Chordata; Mammalia; Lagomorpha; Leporidae.
GGUUACCGCGAGCUGCACGUGUGCUUUCUUGGCUUGGCCGCGGUGGCGAUGGACCCUUUGGAUCGGAUAGUAAAGCCCAAAACAAAAAGGGCCAAGAGAUUCCUUGAGAAGAGAGAACCGAAGCUGAGUGAAAAUAUUAAAAAUGCCAUGCUGAUUAAAGGGGGCAACGCAAAUGCAACAGUAACACAAGUGCUUAGAGAUGUGUAUGCCCUGAAAAAACCAUAUGGUAUACUGUAUAAAAAGAAAAAUAUUACAAGACCAUUUGAAGAUCAGACAUCACUGGAAUUCUUUUCAAAGAAGUCAGAUUGUUCUUUAUUCAUGUUUGGCUCCCAUAAUAAGAAGCGACCUAAUAAUCUAGUUCUGGGUCGUAUGUAUGACUACCACGUGCUGGAUAUGAUUGAAUUAGGAAUUGAGAAGUUUGUCUCUCUAAAAGAUAUUAAGAAUAGUAAAUGUCCUGAGGGCACGAAACCCAUGUUGAUAUUUGCUGGUGAUGAUUUUGAUGCAACAGAAGACUAUAGAAGACUAAAAAGUCUUCUUAUUGAUUUCUUCAGAGGCCCCACAGUACCAAAUAUUCGCCUGGCUGGGUUGGAGUAUGUUCUGCACUUCACUGCACUGAACGGGAAGAUUUACUUUCGAAGCUAUAAGUUGCUCUUGAAGAAAUCUGGUUGCAGAACGCCUCGGAUUGAAUUAGAAGAGAUGGGACCCUCACUGGAUCUGGUUCUGAGGAGGACGCACUUAGCAUCCGAUGACCUUUAUAAAUUAUCCAUGAAAAUGCCCAAAGCUCUCAAGCCAAAGAAGAAGAAAAAUAUCUCCCAUGAUACUUUUGGUACAACUUACGGAAGGAUUCAUAUGCAGAAGCAAGACCUAAGCAAACUACAAACCAGGAAGAUGAAGGGGUUGAAGAAGCGACCUGCAGAAAGGAUAACAGAAAACCAGGAGGAAAAAUCAAAGAGAGUUAAAAAAGAUUGAUGGAAUUUAGCCAACAGAUAUGGCUUUAUUUUAGUCUGUUUACUUAAGAGAAUUGUCAAGCUUCAGUCAAUUCAGAGUUUCUUAUAAGAUUUUAUUGUAUAUUUUUAUAACAUAAUAACUUACUCUAUAUUAUUGUGGACAGUAAUGUACUGGUGUUAAGUUUGAGCCUCCUCCCUCUGAUGUUACACCCUGGUAUGCUGUUUUCUCUCUAUGAUAUGACAUCUGCCUUCCUAAAACUCUUCUCUCUCAUUGGGUAAGAGAGGAGGGAUCUUCACAACCAUUGGUGUUUUUAAAAAAAUUCUGGAUGGGACAUUUUAGAUAAACAGAGACAGCCUUGGAAAGCAGAAAGAACCCAAAGGAGCUGUAUAAACAUUUGAGAUAAAAACCUAGCCCCAUUUCCCAAUAUGUAUCUAUGACCUGAUUUUUAUUUUUUACUUUUCUGUUAUUCUGCCUGAAAUC